AUGAUGACUUUAGAAACAUUGAAUUGGGAAGUUCGCAACUCCUCAGCUCAUCUUGAUCUUUACGACAUAUAUGGAUCAGAAAACAAAAAAUACUUCUCAAUCAUGCUAAACCAUGGAGGUAGUUUCUUGUACUAUCCAAAUCGAGAUUACUUUGGAGGAGUCAUUGACCAUGUCGACUUCAUCAACGUUGAAACUUUCUAUGCGGAGGUAUUUCAUAACAUCUUAACUUCUUUUGGUUAUGAUGUCGACAGAACAUUUGCAUAUUCUUUAGUCUCUUUUGCUCCAUUAGACGUUGGCCUAAACAAGCUUGAAAGUUGGAAGGAUUUCUUGAACUUUGUCAAAAAAGUUAAAACAGAUGUAUUUUUUUGUGUUCAACAAAUUUAUCUGGAGCAUAAUCAAACCACUGUUACAACCUUCUACCCACAAACAUUAAACUUUGCAACCAACAGUUAUCUGUGCACGAUACUGUAUUCAAUGGUUGCAUCAAAUUCAAAAAUUACUGUUUGGGAAGCUAGGAUAAUACUUUUUGGCAAAUUAAGCUUUUGGAUAAAUGUUGACAAACUCAUUAAAGCUUUGGAGUACAUAAAGUUUCAAGUGAAUCUUCUGGGAAAGUAG
Molecule: messenger RNA, 615 nt
Organism: Lactuca saligna
Lineage: Eukaryota; Viridiplantae; Streptophyta; Magnoliopsida; Asterales; Asteraceae
Source: the annotation of a GenBank genome assembly